Messenger RNA from Nylanderia fulva, 2808 nucleotides. It is a transcript of the gene Ptp36E, whose product is annotated as protein tyrosine phosphatase 36E. Gene Ontology annotation, biological process: protein dephosphorylation. The record is from RefSeq and is a predicted model, not a curated record. NCBI's taxonomy places the organism in Eukaryota, Metazoa, Arthropoda, Insecta, Hymenoptera, Formicidae. Gene Ontology annotation, molecular function: protein tyrosine phosphatase activity.
UGUCCCACCCGCCACCAGCCAGCCAGCCUGACGGCCCCCCAGGAUCUCCUCGUCAGAGCGACUCGACUCGUCGUCGACGGUGACUCGCGUGCCGUUCCGCGCCAGUCCGCCACCGACCUCGCGAUCGUCCACGUCGUCGUCAUCGUCGUCGUCGUCGUCGUCGUCGCCGCCCGUCAUCGCGUCGUGCCGCUGGUGCUGGUGACGGUGAUGAUGGAUGAGUGGUCAGUGUAGAGAUAGCGAGAGAGAGAGAGAGAGAGAUAGUCGGAAAUCGCGCACGCAGGCAACGCAUAGGAACUCAUUAUUGACUCCAGGGGGUGAUCCAGGUGAUCGAUCGAUCGAUCGAUCGAUCGUUGAAUAAUCCGGGAUCCAUUGGCGCGCGAGAGAUCACGUUGCGCCGCAACGAAGGUGGUCUUCGUCUCCGUGGGGUUGUUGUUUUGACAUUGGGGGGUGGUGCACGUUGCUGAGAAAGAGGAAGAGGAAGAAAAGCCGAGACCGUUCUUUGCCAGGACGCCAAAUAUCCCGAGGAAGAACCCGGACGAGGGUGACGUGUGGGAGAAGUCGGAGUAAUUUGUCAAACUCGCAGGCAGCCGCGUCAUAUGAACAUGUCGUCUCUACGAACGCAGUCGACUAGCGGUGGCGUUCUCGGUUUGAGCAGCGUCGGUUCCGAUCGCACGGGAGCGACCUCGAUCGCCGCCGGUUCCCACUCGCAUUCCCACUCGCACAGGAAGCAUCAUCAUCACCACAGGAGCAGGAGCGCGCCUCGAGCGCCCGAGAAACCGCCUAGAAAGCGUCAUCUAAAUCCCGGACAGAGUCUCGCCUCCAUUCCCAGUCAGAUCAAGUUGUCUAUGCUGAACAGCGGCCUCAUCUCCUUCGCGGAAGAAUUGGGAAGCAGCAAAUUGAGCACCACAUUGCCAACGGCGCCGACUGAGCUCUCGCAGUUUCCGAAACUCUGCGAGUUGCGCCGAAAAUUCCCGGUUCUAUACCGAGUGGAGUUUCAGACGGCAACGAAGGUGGAAACACAUUCGUGCAGACACGCUACAAAGUCCGCGAACAAGGAAAAAAAUCAGAAUCAAAAGUGUAUUCCAUACGACUAUAAUAGGGUAGUAUUGGACACGAUAGAGGGCGAGCCUGAUUCCGAUUACGUUAAUGCAUCCUAUGUAGAUAGUAUAUUGAAACCGAACGCUUACAUCGUCACUCAGGGACCUAUGGAGAACACGGUGACGGAAUUCUGGCGGAUGGUCUGGCAAGAACAGGCUUCCUGCAUCGUUAUGUUAACGAAGACCUUUGACUUUAUCAAGGUAAUGUGUGUACAAUAUUGGCCCGCGAGUAAGGACAAAGACGAGGAAUACGGUGGUAUCGGUGUUUCCGUGCUAAAAGAAGAGGAACUCGCCAAUUUUCACAUAAGGACGAUAAAACUCUACAAGAAGAACGAGAAUGACGAAAUCACGGAAGAGAGAACGUUGUUGCAAUUUCACUAUACAGAGUGGCAUUCGCAUACGUGUCCCUUCGGCAACGCGGUGCUGGAAUUUAGACGGCGCGUUCGAGCCGUCGUGGGAUCAACUCUAAAGAAUGAAUCCGGGCCUAUGAUCGUUCAUUGCAACGACGGUGGCGGACGAUCGGGAGUAUAUUUAGCGAUCGAUGCGAACAUGGAGCUGGCCGAGGAGGAAGACGCGUUCGACGUGUUUGGUUAUUUGAAGAAGUUAAGGCAGAGCAGGAGAGGACUUAUAGAAAAUUUGGAACAGUACAAAUUCAUUUACGACACACUCGAGGAAUUCGUCGUGUGCGGUCCGUCCUGGUUCCCCGUGGCGGAACUGUCGCAUCGCUUGAAGCAGAAAAGCGUAAAGAACCCUAUAACCAAGGUGAACGAGUAUCAACGGGAGUAUCAGCAGAUUUGCAAACAGACGCCGCGCUUUACGAUCGGCGACUGCGCCGGUGGCCACAGAGCCGAUAACAGGGAGAAGAACAGAGACGUUCUAGUAGUACCACCGGACAAUUUUCGACCGUACCUGACCAGUUUUCAAGGCAACAGUUUCACGGAUUAUAUAAACGCCGUCUUUGUAGAUGGCUAUACGAAACCGAGAGAAUAUAUCGUAACGGAAUGGCCCCUUCGACACACGUGCGGUGAAUUUUGGUCUUUGGUUUACGACUACGAGUGCGCGGCAGUGGUGGUGCUAUGCGUGCCCGCUCCAGGAUCCACAAAUUUUCCCAGCUUUUGGCCAGAAGGGAGGCACUCUAAGAAAUACGGACCCGUGUUUACGAUCGACCACAUCAGCCAUAAUCAUUACACUAACAUAAAAACCUGGGUUUUCAGGAUAAACAAGAAGAUCGUCUCAUUGACGGAAUUGAUGGCAGGAGUGAAAGCGCCACCGAAGACCGUGCAACUGUUCCAAUUGACCUGUUGGCCAAUGGGCCACAAAGUGCCCACCUCCACAAAUAGUUUAGUGGAGCUCAUGAAUAUGGUUGAGAGAUGGAGGCAACGAACGGACUACGGACCGGUGGCUGUGGUAUCGCCUGAUGGCAGAAGUCGUUGCGGAGUCUAUUGUGCCGCCAACGCGUGCAUAGAACAGGUCAUUCAACAUGGGGAGGUUGACAUUUUUCAGGCUGUUAAAACUGUGCGUAGGCAUAGGCCCCAGCUUAUCGAAAAUAUGACGGAAUACAAGUACUGUUACGAUCUGGUCCUGCACUACGUGCUGCAUUAUUUGAACAAAGACAUGAAUGAAAAGAAGUGAGAAAGCGAGUUGAGGGACGAGCUGUGGUUCAUCGAAUUCGGUCGGGGAGCAGCGCUGCCAUUGACCCCGGAGGAGGCAC